GCCGGACACCGUCCCUCGUUCCUUCGGCGAAAAUGACAGCGAAGAGCGCCGCUGUGCGGGAUCCUGCGCCAGGAUCCUCCUCUGAAAACUGUUACCAGAGGGAACUUGUACAAAUACAAAUUUGCCCAUCAUAUCAGCAGAAUCUGUGGAGAUUGAUGAUGCAUUAUACAGUCGACAGAGGUACGUUCUUGGAGACACAGCAAUGCAGAAGAUGGCCAAGUCCCAUGUUUUCUUAAGUGGUAUGGGUGGUCUUGGUUUGGAAAUUGCAAAGAAUCUUGUUCUUGCCGGAAUUAAGGCACUUACCAUUCAUGAUACAGAAAAAUGCCAAAUGUGGGAUCUAGGAACGAACUUCUUUCUCUGUGAAGAUGAUGUUGUUAAUAUGAGAAACAGGGCUGAAGCUGUACUUCACCAUAUUGCAGAACUAAAUCCAUACGUUCAUGUCACAUCAUCUUCUGUUCCUUUAGAUGAAACCACAGAUCUCUCCUUCUUAGAUAAAUACCAGUGUGUUGUAUUAACUGAGAUCAAGCUUCCAUUGCAGAAGAAGAUCAAUAACUUUUGCCAUUCUCAUUGCCCUCCAAUUAAGUUCAUCAGUGCAGAUAUGCAUGGAAUUUGGUCACGGUUGUUUUGUGAUUUCGGUGAUGAAUUUGAAGUUUCAGAUACUACCGGAGAAGAGCCAAAAGAAAUUUUCAUUUCAAAUAUAACACAAGCUAAUCCUGGCAUUGUCACCUGCCUUGAAAAUCAUCCUCACAAACUUGAGACCGGGCAGUUUGUAACAUUUCGAGAAGUUAAUGGAAUGACGGGUUUAAAUGGAUCUACACAACAAAUAACUGUGGUAUCACCAUUUUCUUUCAGCAUUGGUGAUACUACAGAACUGGAACCUUAUUUACAUGGAGGCAUAGCUGUCCAAAUUAAGACUCCUAAAACAUUUUGCUUUGAGCCAUUGGAGACUCAGAUAAAACAUCCAAAGUGCCUUAUUGCGGAUUUUAGCAACCCUGAGGCACCUUUAGAGAUACACACAGCGAUGCUUGCCUUGGACCAGUUUCAGGAGAAAUAUAAUCGCAAGCCAAAUAUUGGAUGCCAAAAAGAUUCUGAAGAGCUUUUGAAACUAGCAACAUCUAUAAGUGAGACCUUGGAAGAGAAGCCAGAAGUAAAUGCUGACAUUGUGCAUUGGCUGUCUUGGACUGCUCAAGGUUUUUUACCCCCACUUGCUGCAGCAGUAGGAGGUGUUGCCAGCCAAGAAGUAUUGAAAGCCGUGACAGGGAAGUUUUCUCCGUUGUGCCAGUGGUUAUACAUUGAAGCAGCAGAUAUUGUCGAAACCCUAGGUAAACCUGAACGUGAACAGUUUCUCCCACGAGGAGAUAGAUAUGAUGCCUUACGAGCUUGCAUUGGAGACACUUUGUGUCAGAAGCUACAAAAAUUGAAUAUCUUUUUAGUGGGAUGUGGAGCCAUAGGCUGUGAAAUGUUAAAAAACUUUGCUUUACUUGGUGUUGGUACAGGCAAAGAAAAAGGAAUGGUUACAGUUACAGAUCCUGACCUGAUAGAAAAAUCCAACUUGAAUAGACAGUUCCUAUUUCGUCCUCACCACAUACAGAAACCUAAAAGCUAUACUGCUGCUGAUGCAACCCUGAAAAUAAAUCCUCAAUUAAAGAUAGAUGCACACUUGAACAAAGUAUGUCCAGCCACUGAGGCUAUUUACAAUGAUGAGUUCUAUACUAAACAAGAUAUAAUUAUUACAGCACUAGAUAAUGUGGAAGCCAGGAGAUACGUAGACAGCCGUUGCUUAGCAAAUCUACGACCCCUCUUGGAUUCUGGAACAAUGGGCACUAAGGGACACACUGAAGUUAUUGUACCUCAUUUAACUGAAUCCUAUAAUAGUCAUCGGGAUCCCCCAGAAGAGGAAAUACCAUUUUGUACUCUAAAAUCCUUUCCAGCUGCUAUUGAACAUACUAUACAGUGGGCAAGAGAUAAGUUUGAAAGUUCCUUUUCCCACAAGCCUUCAUUGUUUAACAAAUUUUGGCAAACUUAUCCAUCUGCAGAAGAAGUCUUACAGAAGUUACAAACUGGACACAGUUUAGAAGGCUGUUUCCAAGUUAUUAAGUUACUUAGCAGAAGACCUAGAAAUUGGUCCCAGUGUGUAGAAUUAGCAAGAUUAAAGUUUGAAAAAUAUUUUAACCAUAAGGCUCUUCAGCUUCUUCACUGUUUUCCUCUAGACACACGAUUAAAAGAUGGCAGUUUGUUUUGGCAAUCACCAAAGAGGCCCCCUUCUCCAAUAAAAUUUGAUUUAAAUGAGCCUUUGCACUUCAGUUUUCUUCUGAAUGCUGCAAAACUAUAUGCUGCAGUCUAUUGCAUUCCACUUACAGAAGAGGACUUAUCAGCAGAUGCCCUCUUGAAUAUUCUUUCUGAAGUAAAGAUUCAAGAAUUCAGACCUUCUAACAAGGUUGUUCAGACAGAUGAAACUGCAAGGAAACCAGAGCAUGUUCCUAUUAGCAGUGAAGAUGAGAGGAAUGCUGUUUUCCAACUAGAAAAGGCUAUUUCAUCUAAUAAAGCUACCUCAAGUGAUCUUCAGAUGGCAGUGCUUUCAUUUGAAAAAGAUGAUGAUCAUAAUGGACACAUAGAUUUCAUUACAGCUGCAUCAAACCUUCGUGCCAAAAUGUAUAGCAUUGAACCAGCUGACCGUUUCAAAACGAAACGCAUAGCUGGUAAAAUUAUACCUGCUAUUGCAACAUCUACUGCUGCAGUUUCUGGCUUGGUUGCUUUGGAGAUGAUCAAAGUAGCUGGUGACUAUCCAUUUGAAGCUUACAAAAAUUGUUUCCUUAACUUAGCCAUUCCAAUUAUAGUGUUUACAGAGACAUCUGAAGUAAAAAGAACUGAAAUCAGAAAUGGAAUAUCAUUUACAAUUUGGGACAGAUGGACUAUACAUGGUAAAGAAGACUUCACCCUCUUGGAUUUCAUUAAUGCAGUCAAAGAGAAGUAUGGAAUUGAACCAACGAUGGUGGUACAGGGAGUCAAAAUGCUUUAUGUUCCCAUAAUGCCGGGUCAUGCAAAAAGAUUGAAGUUAACAAUGCAUAAACUUGUGAAACCUUCUACUGAAAAGAAAUAUGUGGAUCUUACUGUAUCAUUUGCUCCAGACACUGAUGGAGAUGAAGAUUUGCCUGGACCUCCAGUAAGAUACUAUUUUAGUCAUGACGCUGAUUAACAGAAGUUGUCGUAAAUUUACUCCGGGACUACUUGAUUUUGGAAAGAUUGCAUUUAAUUCAGGAAUCAAUUCAUAAUACUAUGGAUUUCUCUCUGAUGAAGCUUUAAUUUAAGGGAAACAUCAGUAGAAAACUACAGUGAAGCAUUUUAAAGCAUUUUGGAAUAUAAUCUGUACUUGCUAGUGCUUCAUAUGUGGAUAUGAUCACAAGCAAUUUUGAACUGGACUGACGUUUUAUAAUGCUUAGAAAAAAUGUGUGUAUUAACAUCUCUGAAUAAAAAAAAGGAAAAAAGUAUGUAUCCAUCACCAGAAGAGAUAAAAGAUCAAGAAAUUGAAAGUAACAAAUGCAACUAUCCAAAAAGUUUAAUCUUUUGUGAAUUUUGUUGUUCACUAUUUGAGACCCAAUUUUUCUACACAAGUAGUGUUUGGCACCCCGCACCUCUUAAAAUUAGGCUUUUGAGUUUAACACCAUUGAGAAGAGAAGAGAUGGUAGCAGUAAAUGAAGAGCAGCCAUUUUAAAUUGUACAUACAGUUAUAGUUUACUGUCCUGCUAAUUUAACUGGCGUUUGUUAAUAUCACUAUCUCCCAAAAAUCAGGAUCUCUGUUGAUAGCAUCAGUGUUGUAACCCAUGAGCAGUAGGUCAGAUGACACAUGUUAACUUGUAUUAAAUGUUAACAGUAUUAUAUGAACUCUGACAACCUUCUUAGAGGAUCCAUGAAUGUGAACAGCUAAAUGUGGCUAAUCAUUUGAUUCUUCAGUAUGCCUUCUAAUGUGGCUGUUUUAUUUAUUCGGAACUCUAAACCUGAUUGUCAUAGUAUAUAAGACUAAAAGGUUUUGUAAAGGGAGUGUCCUUAGAAGUAGAUGAGAACUAGAAAUUAAAAGAAAUCAUUACUAGUUGAGUCUUGAUUUUUUUUCUUCCAGCAACCUAAUGGAUAGAAAAAUAAAA
Messenger RNA from Mustela erminea (ermine), 4139 nucleotides. It is a transcript of the gene UBA6, whose product is annotated as ubiquitin like modifier activating enzyme 6. The record is from RefSeq and is a predicted model, not a curated record. The transcript has 33 exons. NCBI's taxonomy places the organism in Eukaryota, Metazoa, Chordata, Mammalia, Carnivora, Mustelidae. The coding region runs from base 203 to 3196 and encodes 997 amino acids. Gene Ontology annotation, molecular function: SUMO activating enzyme activity. Gene Ontology annotation, biological process: protein sumoylation. Gene Ontology annotation, cellular component: cytoplasm; SUMO activating enzyme complex.